This is a messenger RNA of Protopolystoma xenopodis, 219 nucleotides long. NCBI's taxonomy places the organism in Eukaryota, Metazoa, Platyhelminthes, Monogenea, Polystomatidea, Polystomatidae. The record is from the annotation of a GenBank genome assembly.
AUGCCGGCAACAGCCGACUCGUACUUUGGCAUCGUUUCUCUUAACCCGGGCUCUACACCCAUCCCCUCCCCACACAUGGAGGAUGUAUACGUGUGCACCCUCGCAGCCCACCCCCACCACCACCACCACCACCACUACCACUACCACUGUCAUUGGCGGUUCACUAACCAAUCCCUGUUUCCUCUCCCGUCGCCUACUCCCUUGCGUAUGAAGGCAUGA